CGGCAACAGUACAGUGCACUGCGCCGCUAUCUACGGACACCAGUAACGUAUAAAUGUGAUGUAAUUGUUGGUUUUCAAAUGGCAUCGGAUUUCGUGAAGCGUUUUGUGGAUGUCGAUGAUAAAGUGUUCUUGGUGACCGGUGGUGCGGCCGGCGUAGGCGCUGGCUUGGUCAAGGCGUUGCUGUUCGAAAACGCACGGCACGUCGCGUUUCUAGAUGUCGCUGACCGAGAAGGGGCCGCCCUGGAGGCCCAACUUAUAAUCAAGUUCGGUGCCUUGAGAGUGAAGUUCAUAAAGUGCGACGUAGGAGACGAACGUCAACUCGCUUCUGCAUACAAACAAGUGUUGGACAAAUACAAAAGGCUUGACGGCGUCAUAAACAGCGCUGCAGUACUUAGCGUCGAUGAUAACUCUUUCAACAGAAUGAUUGAUAUCAAUUUUACGGGCACAGUGAAUAGUACUCUGAAAGCGCUCGAUAUUAUGGGGGCAGAUAAAGGCGGUUCUGGCGGUGUUAUAGUGAAUAUAUCGUCCCUACUUGCUCUUAAUCUCACCAGCCAUUUACCUGUUUACGCCGCUACUAAAGCAGCGGUAUUACAGUUCAGCAUUAGAAUGGGCACGCAGGAACAAUUUACCCGGACUAAAGUACGGGUAUUGUCCGUAUGCCUCGGGCCCACUGACACUGCAAUCCUUUACAAGAACAACUUAACCAAGUUUGAUACAGAGUACGCUCCGUGUUUGUCUUCGCGUGCCCCCGUGAGACAAAGAGUCGAGUCAGCUGUUAAGGGUAUUUUGGAGGUGAUCAACAAAGCGAGCACCGGAGAUACGUGGAUCGUGGAAAGCGACAAACCGGCUUACGAUUUUACUCAAAAUAUAUCCGAAGCCUUCCAAAUACUCUCCAAGACAUAGAUUUACGAGUUAUUAUAAAUCGGCUAUACGGCGAAAUCGAUUCUGAGGCUUCCUACGCAAAGCUAAUAUUUUCUUUGAUGCUAUAUUCUCUAUUUAUGUAAGAUAUUCGAUAGGUAAAUAUUGUGAAUCGUAUUGUUAUUGGAUUUUGUAUUAAACGUUUAUUUUAUAU
Messenger RNA from Bombyx mori (domestic silkworm), 1072 nucleotides. It is a transcript of the gene Adh, whose product is annotated as alcohol dehydrogenase-like. Gene Ontology annotation, molecular function: oxidoreductase activity, acting on the CH-OH group of donors, NAD or NADP as acceptor. The record is from RefSeq and is marked provisional. Lineage: Eukaryota; Metazoa; Arthropoda; Insecta; Lepidoptera; Bombycidae. Gene Ontology annotation, cellular component: cytoplasm.